AUCAAAUUAGUUGAUUAAUAUGAAAGCAACCGUCAUUUUGGGCUCAGUGGAAAUUUGUAUUGUGAUUAUUCUGAUUGUUUCAAUUUUUGGUUCAUCUGGAAGGCGUCCUGGAAGGAUUCAAUAUCAUAGACAUGGUUAUAAUGGCGGAGAUAGUUAUGAAUUCGGUUUCAUUUCCUUUUCUAAAGUUAAUCCACAAAGUCGCCAUGAAGAAAGAGAUGAAUCUGGACAUGUUAGAGGAUAUUAUUCGUAUAAAGAUCCUUAUGGGUUGAUAAAAUAUGUUCAAUAUAUGGCUUCGCCUGAAACAGGUUUCAGAAUCACUAGAAGCUGUUUAUUUGAUCCAAACACAGGUAAUUUGGUGCAUCAAGUUAACAAUCGAGUGACUAGGUUGAAACGUAAAAGGAAAGGGCCAGUCUGAGACAAUUUGAAUCAUUUUUUAACUAGUUAGCUAUCAUUUCUCGAUUAAGUACAAGUUGAUGGAAUGGUGAUGGGCAAAUAUAAUCAUUUGUAUCGACAUUCAAUGGAAAGCUUUUCGAAUUUUCCUUGUAAAAUAAGAUUAUGGUCAUGAUAUUCAUGAUUUGAACAUUUCUGCAAAUAAUUGAAAGCUGCACUGCUAAAGGUUUGUGUACUUUGUUUUAUUUAUAACUUGAAUUGAACAGUUUUGUUUUUUAUUGUGAUGCUGUAAUUUUGAAAACAAUAAAUUGAUCAUGAAGUUUUUCUGCUCCAUUACUGUUAA
This is a messenger RNA of Tetranychus urticae (two-spotted spider mite), 733 nucleotides long. RefSeq lists its product as uncharacterized. Lineage: Eukaryota; Metazoa; Arthropoda; Arachnida; Trombidiformes; Tetranychidae. The record is from RefSeq and is a predicted model, not a curated record. Gene Ontology annotation, cellular component: chitin-based extracellular matrix. Gene Ontology annotation, molecular function: structural constituent of chitin-based larval cuticle.